Messenger RNA from Linum trigynum, 1245 nucleotides. NCBI's taxonomy places the organism in Eukaryota, Viridiplantae, Streptophyta, Magnoliopsida, Malpighiales, Linaceae. The record is from the annotation of a GenBank genome assembly.
UAUUAGGAUUGGGACACCAAAUUAAUUUAGGGAUUGUGAUUGAGAUUGAUUUUAGAGUGUAAUUCGUUAUUCGAAAUUUUGAUAAUUGAUUUUUGGAUACCGAUACCGCGCCGAUUUUCGUCCCUACAUGCGUCAAAUAAUUGUCACAAUUCGUUUCAAUUUGCCACUUCUUCAUCUUAACUCCAUCUUAGAAGACGUUUGGUAAUAUUGGAAGACAAUGAAAUAAUAUAAGUGGUAGGAAAUGGUGGUUGGGAGAGAGGGAGGGUGGAAAGCUUUCCCCUUCUCUCUCCUUUUUUUUUCUCUGUGGCUUCUCUUUUAACAAAAGGCUCACUUCCAGGCAGUUGUGGGGCUGCCCCGGCGCUUCUCCGGCGGCCGGCGGCAGCCCUCCGCACCCAUUUUUCAUUUCGUUUCUUUGUUCUCUCUUCUCUCUAUCUUAGCUGUCGUCUUGCCUUUUAUGGGUAGAUCUGUUUUUUUUUUCCUGUUUCCAGCUUUGUCUUGACUUUUCUGCUCCGAUCAGUGCUUGUUCCUGCCCUCCGUUGGGCCUCCUCCCUCCCCCUGGCGUGGGUCGAGUUUUUUAGCCUCUAAUCUGUCUUCAGAUUUGGAGAUGUUUCGGAUCUAAGAGCAAAGGAGGCUAGAUUUAUUUUAAUCUAGUUGGUUUUCUCCUCUUCCUUCCUGUUGUCUACCUCCUUGCUUCAUCAUGCAGGUCUUGAUGUUUCGGAGAUGUGGCCUUUUUGCUUGGACUCGACUGGAGAGCUAGACCGAAGUUUCUUCCCUCUGGAAUGGUCGCCGGCCGGCCGGUUGUUUGAUGGUGUGCGUUUGGGUUGUGCGUCGCCGCGUUUUCGUCAUCGAUCGGCUCGGGGAGGAUUCGGGGUGGAGGUUCUCUUCGUCCCAUUUCCUUUCUUCCGAGGUCUUGGUGGUGGCGUUGGUGUGCUGGGGGGAGCGGCGGCCAGGAUUUCUGCCAGCGGCGGCGGGGUUCCAGAGGGACAAUGGGGUAGAUAGGGUUUGGGUGGGUUGUAAUUGGGCUUGGGUCUCUCGGCAGGGCCCUAUUGGGUUCUUGUUUUUUGAGUGGGCCUAGUGAUUAUAGCUUGUUUUAACCUUUGAGACCUGAUUGUAACUCCUCCUCCGGGCUAGGCCCAUUUGCUUCUUAAUGAACACAAACCUUUCAAAAAAAAAGAGUGAGGGAGGGUGGAGGAGGCGCUACGGAGUCAAAUGGGCGGCUGUAGGAAAUGAAUUUUGAAUAAUCAU